Fundulus heteroclitus (mummichog) is the source of this 2487-nucleotide messenger RNA. RefSeq names its product olfactory receptor 52K2-like. Bases 229 to 1164 code for a protein of 311 amino acids. Gene Ontology annotation, molecular function: olfactory receptor activity; G protein-coupled receptor activity. Gene Ontology annotation, cellular component: membrane. Lineage: Eukaryota; Metazoa; Chordata; Actinopteri; Cyprinodontiformes; Fundulidae. The transcript has a single exon. The record is from RefSeq and is a predicted model, not a curated record. Gene Ontology annotation, biological process: G protein-coupled receptor signaling pathway.
UGUACAUCUGCAAUGCUGGUCAGUGUCUAAUAAGUUAUGAGUAGUAUGUUAAUCGUAUGUAGCCUGAUUAGAACCAUUGUCUUUUAAAGGUUAAGCUUUUUUUCUCUGACACCCUUAGUGCUUGUUUCUAAUUUUCCUAGCUGGUCUUUCUGUUAGCAAAUUUCAUGGUGUGCAUGUAGAGCUUGAGAAGUAGAAAAAAUAGUUUUUUCAUCUACAGGAACUGAAAAGAUGAACAACCUAUAUAACACAUCAGAUGUGUUACACCUUAAAAGUUAUGAUCUCUCUUAUGAAGGUGUCUUCCCUGCAUUCCUCUUUGCAACCCUAAACUACAUGAUCAUCCUGUUCUGCAACCUUACGCUAAUUCUUACCAUUGUGAUGAACAAAUCUUUGCAUCAGCCAAUGCAUCUCUUCCUGGUGAAUCUUCCCAUCAAUGACCUGAUAGGUUCUUCAGCCCUCUUUCCUCACCUCAUUAAGGAGAUCCUGACGGACAGCAGAAGGAUUCAGCUCCCGGUUUGCAUCAUCCAAGCUUUUUUCAUCCAUAUCUACGCAGCCGGAUCAGUGUUCAUUCUGACUGCGAUGGCCUAUGACAGAUACAUCGCCAUUUGUCACCCUUUGCGUUACAGCACGGUUAUGACUAGUGCUCACAUCAUGAAAAUAAUCACAUUAGUGUGGUCUUCUUGUGUGGUUUUAAUAGCUGUGCUUUUCAUUCUGCUUUUGCGUUUGCGCCGCUGUCGAUCUGAAAUGACGCACUCCUACUGUGAUAAUCCAAGUCUGUUGACUUUGGUUUGUGAAGACACAACCAUUAAUAACAUUUAUGGUCUUUUUAUAAGUGCUGCUACACAAGUAAUAGCUAAUAGUCUGGUUUUUUAUACAUAUCUUCGUAUCCUCAUUGCUUGCUUUAGAUCCAGACGGUCAGACACUAAAGCGAAAGCUCUGCAGACAUGUGCUACACAUCUUUUCGUUUUCCUUUUGUUUGAGAGCUUGGGCCUCUUCACGAUCAUAUCUUAUAGACUACGGAAUAUUUCACCACAUUUAAGAAGAUUUAUGGGGGUGUCUACAUUAAUCUUCCCACCAACACUAAAUCCACUCAUUUAUGGAUUGAAAACAAAAGAAAUUCGUGAAAAAGUGAUAAACUUUUUUGGAAAUAAAAGGGUUAUUUCCUAAUCGUUUAUGACUUAUACGAUAUUUGAAAACAAAAUAUAAUCCCAAUAUAACAAAAAUAAUGUUUUUUGUAUAUUGGGAUAAAAAGUCUGUAACAUUAACAAUCAAGGGAUAAUUGGAAAUUGUGCUGCAAGAUUUUCAACAUUUAAUAAACACUUUAGCUCCUAUUUGUGUGACUAUUUAAUGUCAGUAAUUGAAAUGUUGUUGUCUGUUGUGUUUUUCAUGAAAGUGGCAUUUUCUCUUAGUCAACAUAUGUCACAAUUUCUCAUGAUAGCCACCAAUUCCUUAAGCUAUCUGGAUCUGUGUGACAGCGAAGUUUGUUGUAAUGAUGUUAGUCCCUUAAUUUACUUGUUUAUUGUUAUACUGUGCAGCUUUCCCGAAUCCCUGUUCUAUAUAAUGUCAGUAGCUCAUACUAGCUUUAUUUUUCCCAGGGUAAAAUAAUUUAAUUGGACUCAGUCUUUCUGCUUACAGCUGUUUCCUGUUGCAUUUUCAUGAGUUAUGUUGGAUGCUUGCAGUGCCUAAAUGAUGUACACCUCUCUAAGGACACACUUUCCUGAAUCUGAUUGAGUCAUGAGGCAUUGUUUAAAUAUGCAACAUAAAUAAAAGCUAAAGGAUUGAGGAUCUGUAUUGCUUUUCAAUGUUUUACACAAAAGGGCGGGAUAAUGUUACACAAUUAACAUAUUCACAUUCAUGAAAAACUCAAAACGUAAGCCUCCAUUUGUCUUUUGUGUAGUUAUGUGAUUUGCUGCCCUCUUGUGGUGAUUAGAGCAACAAAUGUGUAAGAAGCCUCAUACUCUUCACAGGCUAUAUUGUUUAUGUGGAAGUAAUAAUAAUAAUAAUGCCUUUACUACUACUGCCACUGAUGCUGCUACUAUAUAUAACAACAACAACAAUAAUAUCAUUAUUAUUACAAUUUUGAUUUGGCCAGACUUAUAAAAAAGACAACUGGGAUUGCUAGCAGCUUGAUGAGGAAAUAAGAACGGUUGAACAGGAAUAUUGAGUUGUUUGGAGUAGUGGUGUAUAGUUGACAUGUAAACAUCUGUAUUGUUGUCUGUUUGGCUUGCUUAUUUUUUUAUAUCUUAAUUUAGCUUCAUCUUUAAUUAUGAAUGCUGUAAGUAAACUAAAACUUUAUGUAGUUUAAAGAAAAUAUCUGAUAUAUACAGUAGAAGCUAGAUAUAGUGUGAGUAUAGUUAGGGUCAGACAAUUAAAUGAUGUAGAAUACUAUCAAUUGAAUUUGUUGAUUCAAUGUUUAUUGGAUUGAGUGUUUUAUUGUUGAUUCUGUAAGGUGACCUUGAGUGUUGAGAAAGAUGCCUAUAAAUAAAAUGC